CCAGAAAACAUACCCAACCAUUGCCCAACCAAUUGCUCCUGCCGAAAUCUCAGCGACACAUACCCAACUACUCUGACAUAUUUCCCCCUCGAAGCAAUGGAGCAAGCUCUUCGUGUCGUUGAUGGUCUCAAGUCUUUCCGGGAAACUCGUCUGAGUGCACUCCGACCGCCCAAUGAAUUCUUUGAUCACAACCGUGUCUCGAGACCAGCGGAUCUCAACCAAGCCGUUCAGCGGAUAUCGUACAACACACGUUACUUCUCCGGCAACUAUGGUGUCGUGGCCGCUAUCUUGGCCGUCUAUGCUCUCAUAACCAACCCCCUUCUCCUCAUUGCUCUUGGUUUCCUCGUCGGAGGAUUUGCCGCCAUCAACCGAUUUGCUCCCGAGCCAAUGCAAGUUGGAGAUCACGUCGUGACUCAGAAGUCCCUCUACACAGGUCUCUUCGUCAUCGGCCUCCCCCUUCUCUGGUUCGCCUCGCCCGUCAGCACGUUCUUCUGGCUCGUCGGUGCCUCGUCGGUUCUCAUUCUAGGACAUGCGACGUUCAUUGAGCCCGGUGUCGAGAGCGAGUAUGCCCAGGUGCAGGAGAGCGUCUAAGCAGAAUACUCGAGACCGCGCAGAGCGCAGGGCCAUGUACUGUGGCGUGUGGAGUGGCCAGGGCACGAGAGGCGUAAUGCUCUGUGCCCACAUGUGAAGAGGGAUGAGCUAGGGCAACAUUUUAAGGGGGUCUCAGACGCUACAGGACUAUUUGGCUUGCAAUAGAAUGGUCGUUUUCUUUCCUAUAUCACUUUGGCCGAUUUGAUUUUCUUGGUCCUAUUGAUCCAGUUCUUCAUGUUUUUGUCAUUUUGUUGUCUUGAUUUUAUUCACCCCGAACGAACAGGUAUUUUUCCCAGUAAUAAUCGGAGGAAGACUCUUCUCCCCACAUUCCUGAUCGUGUACUUCGAAAGUCGUUACAAGGCCGCCGAAAGGUAUGGUUCUGCUCAUCUCAUACCUCCUAUCCUGGCUCUACUGUCACUAUAAUUAUCACGCAGUUGCACACCGUCGUCGCUUCCUACAUCGUGAUCGACACCGCCCAUCUCAGACAAGUUUCC
This is a messenger RNA of Stereum hirsutum FP-91666 SS1, 1085 nucleotides long. RefSeq names its product prenylated rab acceptor PRA1. The record is from RefSeq and is a predicted model, not a curated record. The transcript has 6 exons. NCBI's taxonomy places the organism in Eukaryota, Fungi, Basidiomycota, Agaricomycetes, Russulales, Stereaceae. Gene Ontology annotation, cellular component: Golgi apparatus. Bases 97 to 591 code for a protein of 164 amino acids.